Centropristis striata (black sea bass) is the source of this 2447-nucleotide messenger RNA. RefSeq names its product EF-hand domain family, member B (gene efhb). NCBI's taxonomy places the organism in Eukaryota, Metazoa, Chordata, Actinopteri, Perciformes, Serranidae. Bases 134 to 1879 code for a protein of 581 amino acids. The transcript has 14 exons. The record is from RefSeq and is a predicted model, not a curated record. Gene Ontology annotation, molecular function: calcium ion binding.
UUAAACAUGUUCGCUCAAACUAGCUUGAAAGUAGUUCAAACUUUUCCCAGGUAGGAAGGACGGUGAAGUUAAAAUAUAAAGACUGAAGUUACCUUUGUUGCCUCUGCUACACGCGAAUUAGCUAAAGUUGAAUAUGACCGAGGGAAAAACCUCCUGCCAACUGAAACAUAAAGUUAAAGAUAGAUGUCCAAACAUACCGAAGGCAGGGAAAUGUGUACCUGAAGGAGACAGGACUGAAGCCUGCCUACAAGAAGCAGCAAGGCCCCCUACCCCACCUGUGGUAAGAAAAUUUCGCAACAGCAACCAACCAGAACCAGGAGCUAUCAGAGUGCACAGAGGGAAGGCCAAUGAUCCAGAUGUUGCCAGCACCCUCGUUCACGGCAUCAGCACAAAAUCUUCCCUCACUGGCAGAAGUUUGCUAAAUCCUCCUCAAAAGACCUUGUUCCAGCACAAGUUGCAAGAGCUCAGUGAAGCAGUGUACGGCUCCAGUCAAAAGGCACCUGUGGGCCGGUCACGUGAUCAGCAUCUUGGACUUCCCACCUGGUGCAAUGACAAAACUACAUAUGGUGUGAAAACAGUUAGAGGGUUGGAUGUGCGUGAGAUUAUUAACCCUUCAAAAACAGCAGAGGAGUUGCAGAGAGAAGCUCAGGAGGGACACGAGACUUAUAUUCGUAGCCACAACGCCUAUUUUGUUGGUGAACGGAUUGAUAGGAAAUACGACUGGAGUCACUGUGGUAGAGACAGUAGGUUUGGGAUCCUCACGCCUCAUUUCAACGAUGGACGUAGUGCUCGCAAAUCCCUCCACUGGCUGGGGGAGACACAGAAGUUUUACAAUCCGAAGCCUGUUUGGAAGAGAUCUGGGAACAGGGAGAUGAUGGCGCAACAAUUUGGCAAAACAAACAAUGUGAGAGAAAAUACCUUGAAUCUUCCACCAGAUCACACCUUUGGAAAUCUCUUGCUGCCAGAUGAAUUUGGUGUUGGGGAUCUAAUCCAUUUCACAGAGCCAGGCCAGUUCUUGAGAGGCAGAGACCGACAGCGCAGCCUGGUCAACGCAGUGCGACACCACCUCAAGAAAGCCAAUUUCCACAACUUCCCAUCCCUGCUGCAAGCAUUCAGACAUUAUGACAAGGCAGGCAAGGGAAUGAUUGACAAAGAGGAUCUGCAGGCAGUGUGCCGUCAAUUCCAGCUGGACGUGAGCAGGCCGGUUCUGGAUGACCUGAUGGACUACUGUGACACAGAUAAGGACGGACUAAUCAACUUCCUGGAGUUUGCCAACUUCCUCAACUGGAAGGACAAGAUGCCCAUUAACAUUCGAGAGCAGUGUAUUAUUACAAAUGAUCGUCCAACCAACUCGGCUCCAGCUAACAUGGAGAGGAAGUCAUCGCCAGUAUCGGCACAGCUUCCUGCCUCUCAGACCUUAGUUAAGCCUGAGGACCUGGAGCCAAUUAAACCAGGCAGCUCACUGAAGACCCUCAGGACCCUGCGGCGCCCCAGGGCAGCCCCAGACCACUUCAUGACCUCCUCCUCCCUCAUUGGGGCUGUCAGCGAUCCAUCCACAUCAAACAGCCGUACCUAUGGGAUCCCAUCUGUGCGCUGUGACCUUCCAGCCCCACGCAUAAAGAGAGUCAGUGACAUGAACAACUACGGCGAUACAUCCACCGCUGCACACCUUCUGCAUCCAUCAGUUUAUGACCUGCGUGGUGUUCACGAGGAACACUUCUUCUCUCCUCGCAACAAGACAGAGAUUGCAGAGAUCUUCAGGAAUGUGGGUGUUGAUGUUCCUGAAGAGACGUUUGAGGAAGCGUGGAAGCUGGCGUCCAUGAAGCAUCCAGCCGGGGAGUGUCUGUUGGAGCUUGCUGGUGACCUAACUACAAUUUAAUUGCUGAGAUCAUCAUCUGUAUGUAAUUUAUCUGAGCUGUCACAUUCUGCUGCUAUUAUUCUAUUCAUCUGACUUUUUAUUUCACUUUUUAUUGUUUCUAUGAAUCUGUUGAAACAAAUUAAUGAAGAAACACUCCAUAGAACUUUAACAAAAUGAACCCCUUUAUAAUGGCUAAUGUGUUGCAUCAUAUAAGCUGUUAUUGGAGCAUCCAUUUGACCUAUUUUUUUGGAUUAAGGUUUUUUGGAGUGUUGCUGUUCUCGUUAUUUCAUGAAUUUAGCUGGAAGCCAGUUAGCAGUUCCUGGCAGAGCACCCAUUCAAAAGAGGGUUAUGUGAAGAGACAAACUGUACCUAAUACACACUUUUCAACAUAUGGAUUUACUUCUUAUUAAGCAUCAAGUUUCCUCUCGUGAUGACAUGCUGGAGAACUGGACUGCUCUUUGAACCUGUAAUCUGCAUCACUUGGAACAGCAACAAACAACUUGUUUAAUGUAGUUUCCCAUGCAAUGUCUGGAGUAGACAAUAAUGCACCAUGUAGCCUAUUUUACACCAAUAAAUAAACUUUCCCCUG